AUGCCCAGGCAGAGGCAAGCUCAGACAGCAGCAACAAUCCGGGGUGCCUGUGGACCCAGGCAGCAGCAACAGUCCGGGGUGUCAGUGUGGACCAGGCAGGAGCAACAGUCCGGGGUGUCAGUGGGGCCCAGGACCUAUGGCAAAACUGAGUGCAGCUGCCCAGCUUUGGAACCAGAAAUGGUUUUACAUGAUUUUGAAAAUGUUUACAUUCAGAAAGACAUUUUGUCAGUCAAGAAACGAAGAAGACUGCAAUAUGAACAACAUAAAAAAAGAACUGAAUCAAUCAUGAAGAAUAUAAUCAUAGCUGAGCCCAAUUCUCCUUUAAGCUACCCCAUCCAAGGAGUUGAGGUCAAACUGAAAGCCAUACAAGGACUAUUCAAUGCAAUUGUUGAAACUUCUGAUGGCCUGUUAAAUGGAGUAGGUAAAAAUGAAUUGACUAUAACCAGCCCAAGUUUGGAAAUCGUUAAUAGUAUACUCAAACAUGUCACAUACACAAGUAUAAAGUACCAAAUUGAGGCUGCUGAUUUAGUACAUUUUCAAUUUGAAGAACAUACUGCUGUUUUUCCGGUCAUCAUCAGACAGCCCCAAAUACCAAGGUUAUUUGAUCCUGGUCCAGACAGCAACAUCAACUCAUUGGUUACAAUAGUGACAAAGACAUUCUUAAGAUAUCAUAAACUUCGGAUCUUAAUCAACAGCAUACGUAACUUUUACCCAGAAAUAACAAUAAUCAUUGCAGAUGACAGUGAAACUCCUGAGAAAAUUGAAGGACCUCACAUUGAACAAUACAUGAUGCCAUUUGGAAAAGGCUGGUUUGCUGGGAGAAACCUAGCAGCUUCUCAGGUCACAACGAAAUAUCUUCUGUGGGUGGAUGAGGAUUUUUUAUUCACGGAAGAAACAAAGCUUGAAAAGUUAGUUGAUGUGUUGGAAAAAACAAACUUGGAUGUGGUUGGAGCCUCUGUGAGUGGCAGUCGAUUUCAAUUUAAACUGUGGUAUGAGAAAGGAAAUGAUGAUGGAGACUGCUUGUUUUCCCAAUUUGGCAGUUUUCAUGCAUUGGAUGGGUUUCCACACUGUGUAGUCACCAGUCUUGUGGUGAACUUCUUUCUGGCCAGGACACAAAAGGUAUGGAGUGUUGGAUUUGACCCACGAUUGUCAAGGGUAGCUCACCCAGAGUUUUUCAUUGACGGCCUUGGUAGUUUACUUGUGGGAUCAUGCAAUGAUGUCCAUAUUGGUCACCAGAAGAAAGUAAAACAAACGCAGGAGUCUCUGAAGGAUGUUGAAAGGAGAUAUGCAACAUUUAGGCACGCAAACAAGCGUCAAUUCAAAUCCCGUCUUGCAUUAGUUCAUUUCAAAAAUUGGCUUAAAUGUUACGCCCAAUACAAACACUGA
Messenger RNA from Hemiscyllium ocellatum (epaulette shark), 1386 nucleotides. Its product is annotated as beta-1,4 N-acetylgalactosaminyltransferase 2-like. The record is from RefSeq and is a predicted model, not a curated record. The coding region runs from base 1 to 1386 and encodes 461 amino acids. The transcript is spliced from 9 exons. Lineage: Eukaryota; Metazoa; Chordata; Chondrichthyes; Orectolobiformes; Hemiscylliidae. Gene Ontology annotation, biological process: UDP-N-acetylglucosamine metabolic process; UDP-N-acetylgalactosamine metabolic process.